AUGGCUUAUCCGUUUGGAUUUUUCUGUGUUGCAAUCCUUGCUACAUUAAUUUUCACUUCAUUGGCCAAGUUUUCUGUUGGACGACUUCGACCACAUUUUUUGGCAAUAUGUGACCCUCUAAUUAAUGGAAAGGAAAAAGAAGCUCAUUUUUGUUCUCUUCCAGAAAAUCAACAUUUUUAUGUUGAGAAUUAUACUUGUGCAAAUACUUCAAAUUCUUCUUUGAUUUUUGAGGGUCGUCUAAGUUUUUUCAGUGGCCAUUCAAGUUUAUCAAUGUGCGCUGCUGUCUUCACUGCUGUAUGUAUUAACUUAUUGUUAGAGUUUUUUUUAAAUCUAGGAAGGUUCAUAUAG
Molecule: messenger RNA, 348 nt
Organism: Meloidogyne enterolobii
Lineage: Eukaryota; Metazoa; Nematoda; Chromadorea; Rhabditida; Meloidogynidae
Source: the annotation of a GenBank genome assembly